Molecule: messenger RNA, 2187 nt
Organism: Echinops telfairi (small Madagascar hedgehog)
Lineage: Eukaryota; Metazoa; Chordata; Mammalia; Afrosoricida; Tenrecidae
Gene: HHIPL2
Product: HHIP like 2
Exons: 9
Coding region: 1-2187 (728 amino acids)
Source: RefSeq, a predicted model, not a curated record
AUGCAGCCAUGCAGCCGUCUGGGCCCCUGGCUCCCCGUUCCUUCUGGCAUUUUCUGUCUCUGUUUCACAUUGUUGUUGGGCCUGGUGGACUUGCUGCAGGGGCACCCCCAGUGCCUGGAUUACAGGCCCCCCUUCAAGCCCCACAUGCAUCUUGAGUUUUGUUCGGACUACGAGGCUUUCGGCUGCUGCGACCAGAGCAAAGAUGACCACAUCGCUGCCCGGUACUGGGACAUCAUGGACUACUUUGACCCGAAGGGCUACCAGCUGUGCAGCAGUUACAUUAAAGACAUCCUAUGCCAGGAGUGCUCGCCCUAUGCAGCUCACCUCUAUGAUGCCGAGAACCCCCAGACACCGCUCCGGAGCCUUCCUGGCCUCUGCUCCGACUACUGCUCGGCCUUCCACUCUAACUGCCACUCUGCCAUCUCCCUGCUGACCGGUGAGCGUCGCCUCCAGGCGUCCCCGGGAAAGGAUGGAGCCCACUUCUGUCACCUCCUCAAGCUUCCUGACAAGGACUACUGCUUCCCUAACGUCCUGAGGAACGACCAUCUCAAUCGCAACCUGGGCAUGGUGGCCGAAGACCCACAGGGUUGCCUGCAGCUCUGCCUGACGGAGGUGGCCAAUGGGCUGAGGAACCCCGUCUCCAUGGUGCACGCCGGGGACGGCACCCAUCGCGUCUUUGUGGCAGAGCAGGUAGGAGUGGUAUGGGUCUACCUGCCUGAUGGGAGCCGCCUGGGACAGCCCUUCUUGGACCUCAAGAGCCUCGUGUUGACCACUCCAUGGAUUGGAGAUGAGAGAGGCUUCUUGGGGUUGGCUUUUCACCCUAACUUUCGCAACAACCGCAAGUUCUACAUUUAUUAUUCCUGCUUGGGCGAGAAGAAGUUGGAAAAAAUCCGGAUCAGUGAGUUGAAGGUUUCUCGGGCCGAUCCCAACAAAGCUAACCCCAAAUCAGAAAGGAUCAUCUUGGAAAUAGAUGAGCCAGCUUCAAAUCAUAACGGUGGACAGCUCCUUUUUGGCCUGGAUGGCUAUCUGUACAUAUUCACUGGGGAUGGGGGACAGGCUGGAGACCCCUUUGGCCAGUUUGGAAACGCUCAGAACAAAAGCUCCCUCCUGGGAAAGGUGUUACGGAUCGAUGUAAACGGGGCUGGCGCAGAGGGCAAGCGAUACCGAGUUCCUCCGGACAACCCCUUUGUAUCCGAGUCAGGGGCACACCCCGCCGUCUAUGCCUUUGGGGUCAGGAACAUGUGGCGCUGUGCCGUGGACCGCGGGGACCCCAUCACUCGGCGGGGCCGCGGCCGGCUCUUCUGUGGGGAUGUCGGUCAGAACAGGUUUGAAGAAAUCGACCUCAUUGUUAAAGGCGGAAACUACGGCUGGAGAGCCAAGGAAGGGUUUGAAUGUUACGACAAAAAGCUGUGCCACAAUGCCUCGUUGGAUGACAUCCUGCCGAUCUACGCAUAUGACCAUAUGGUGGGGAAGUCGGUCACUGGAGGAUAUGUCUAUCGUGGGUGUGAAUCCCCAAACCUCAGUGGCCUCUACAUAUUCGGAGACUUCAUGAGUGGGCGGCUGAUGGCUUUGCAGGAAGACAGGCAAACCAAGAAGUGGAAGAAACAGGACAUUUGUGUGGGCAACCCCGAGGCGUGCGCUUUCCCGGGGCUGCUGAGCACCUACAGCAAGUUCAUCAUCUCCUUUGCCGAAGAUGAAGCAGGGGAGCUCUACUUCCUGGCCACCUCUUACCCAAGUGCCUACGCACCACAUGGAUCUAUUUACAAAUUUGUCGACCCCUCAAGGCGAGCAGCCCCAGGCAAGUGUAAGUACAAGCCGGUGCCGGUGAAAACCAAGAGUAAGCGGAUCCGCUUCAGGCCACUUGCCAAGACGGCCUUGGACUUGCUAAAGGAGCAAGCAGAGAAAGCGGCUAGAAAAGUAUCCAACACAACGUCAGCUUGCGGCCCUGACCGCGCCUUGUCUCGGAAAGGCUCCUCCAAGAAUCCAGCUUCUCCCUCAAGCGGCAAGAAGACGCUGCGCGGGCCUGGCACCAAGAAGAAAGGCAGCGCCUGGUGCCCUGGCCCCCAGAAGGAGAGGAAGAAGAGUCGGAAACGCCACAGUGGCAGGAUGGCGGCAGCAGCAAAAAGACGACCUGGCAGGAGAACCCCUUUGUCUGUUCUGCAAGGGGUCGGGGUCCAGGAGAACUAG